AUGCCUAAAGACAAGGAACCCAAGGUCUCUUUCAACCUCAAGACCCCCAAGGGCACCAAGGACUGGUCCGGGUCCGACGCUCUCCUCCGCGACCGCAUCUUCACCACCAUCGCCAAUGUCUUCAAGCGCCACGGCGGCACCGCCCUGGACACCCCCGUGUUCGAGCUGCGCGAGAUCCUCGCCGGCAAGUACGGCGAGGACUCCAAGCUCAUCUACGACCUGCAGGACCAGGGCGGCGAGAUCUGCUCGCUGCGCUACGACCUCACCGUGCCGUUCGCCCGCUGGCUCGCCAUGAACCCGGACGUCCGCAGCAUGAAGCGCUACCACAUCGCCAAGGUGUACCGGCGCGACCAGCCGGCCGUCAGCAAGGGCCGCAUGCGCGAGUUCUACCAGUGCGACUUCGACAUCGCCGGCACCUUCGACCCGAUGGUGCCCGACGCCGAGAUCAUGCGCAUCGUCGUCGAGGUCUUCGAGGAAUUGGGCUGGACCGGCAGAUACAACAUCAAGAUCAACCACCGCAAGAUCCUGGACGGGCUGUUCGAGGUGUGCGGCGUGCCGGCGGACAAGAUCCGGCCCAUCUCCAGCGCCGUCGACAAGCUGGAUAAGAUGCCGUGGGCGGACGUGCGCAAGGAGAUGGUCGAGGAGAAGGGUCUGGAUGGCGCGGUCGCCGAUAACAUCGAGAAGUACGUCAACCAGAAGGGCGGGCGCGAUCUGCUCGACAACCUGCUGAAGGACGAGGCUCUGGUCGCCAACGCGUCCGCCAAGGCCGGUCUGGAAGAGAUGGGUCUGCUCAUGGACUACCUGGAGGCGUUUGGCGUGCUGGACCGGAUCUCGUUCGACAUGAGUCUCGCCCGUGGUCUCGACUACUACACCGGUGUGAUCUACGAGGUGGUCACCGAGGGCUCUGCCCCCGCGGUGGCGUCGUCCGCCCCCGAGGCCCAGACCGUGCAGAAGACCGGUAAGAAGAGCAAGUCCAAGGACGCCAACCUGGAGGACGACGACCGUUCCAACGACCCCACCCUCGGCGUGGGCAGUGUCGCUGCCGGAGGUCGCUACGACAACCUGGUCGGCAUGUUCCUGCCCAAGGCGCAGAUUCCCUGCGUGGGUGUGUCGUUCGGCGUGGACCGGAUCUUCUCCAUCACCAAGGCUCGCAUCGAGCGGGAGAAGAGCGCUGAGGCGCUGCGCAGCAGCGAGGUCGACGCCUACGUCAUGGCUUUCGGUGGCAAGGGCUUCACGGGUAUGCUGAAGGAGCGGAUGAGCGUGUGCCAGAGUCUGUGGAACUCGGGCGUCAAGGCCGAAUUCUCCUACAAAGUCAAGCCCAAACUCCCCCAACAAUUCAAGGCGGCCGAACAAGCCGGCGUGCCCUUCGCCAUCAUCCUGGGCGAGGACGAGCUCGCGGCCGGCAAGGUCCGGGUCAAGGAGAUGGGUCUGGAAGACGGCCACCCCGAGAAGGAGGGCGUGCUGGUUGACCUGGCCACUCUGUCCGACGAGGUCAAGGCCCGGGUGGCCCGGAAGCGCGAGGGCGUGGCGGAGUCGGUUGCGCAGCAGUUGGGGGGGUUGAAGGUUGAUGCUUAA
Aspergillus heteromorphus CBS 117.55 is the source of this 1575-nucleotide messenger RNA. RefSeq names its product histidine--tRNA ligase. The transcript is spliced from 2 exons. Gene Ontology annotation, cellular component: cytoplasm; mitochondrion. The coding region runs from base 1 to 1575 and encodes 524 amino acids. NCBI's taxonomy places the organism in Eukaryota, Fungi, Ascomycota, Eurotiomycetes, Eurotiales, Aspergillaceae. The record is from RefSeq and is a predicted model, not a curated record. Gene Ontology annotation, biological process: mitochondrial translation; histidyl-tRNA aminoacylation. Gene Ontology annotation, molecular function: histidine-tRNA ligase activity; ATP binding.